AUGAUUGUACCUAGUCCAUUCGUAUAUUGGGCUCAAACAGACAAGUGUAUUACAUUAAAAAUUGACUUAAAGAAUGUCGUCAAUCCUGACGUAAAUGUUAGUGAUAAUAGUAUUAAAUUUUCUGGUAAAGGUAUAGGAGCCCAUGGAGAAACCCAAUAUGGAUUCAGCUUGGAUCUAUUUUCAUCACUUAAGUCGAAUAAUGAUGGCAAUCAAGACCCAAUAGUUCGGGUAUUUGAGAACCGAGUGGAAUUGGUUCUACAGAAGCAAAAAGCUUCUUGGUGGCCCCGGCUUACAGCUCAACCGCAGAAACCAGCAUGGCUAAAGAUAAAUUUUGAUCUUUGGAAAUCUGAGGAUGGUCAGGACAGUGACGACGAAGCAAGGGAUGUUAUGAGAGACUAUCCAGGAAUGUAUGACAGACUGCAUCAGGAAGAAAUGGGCUAUAGAAAAGAAGACCUAAAAAAAGUAUACCUCGUAAUCUACAAUCUAUUCCAAUUCAUCGGAUUCGUGUACGUGCUCGCGGUGAUGGGAGUACGCUACGCUAAGUUAGAAUACGAGUCCGUCUCAGACACGUACGAGCACGUGGGGCCAGCUAUGAAGUUUCUCCAGCUGAUGCAGUAUCUGGAAGUCAUGCAUCCUAUGUUCGGAUACACCAAGGGUGGAGUCCUCGUACCAUUCCUUCAAGUAAGCGGGCGGGCGUUCGUACUGUUCGCAAUGAUCGAAGCCGAACCCCGCAUACAGACGAAACCGGUUGUCUUCUAUCUCUUUUUAAUAUGGAGUCUCAUUGAAAUCGUCAGGUACCCGUUCUACAUAUCCCAAAUAUACAAAAAGGAGAUCUACAUAUUAACGUGGCUGCGGUACACAAUGUGGAUACCAUUGUAUCCUCUGGGUAUCUUAUGUGAAUCUAUAGUUAUCUUACGGAACGUCCCAUACUUUGAGGAAACACAGAGGUUCACCGUAUCAUUACCAAAUGAAUGGAACUUCGCUUUCCAUUUCCCCUCAUUUCUGAGGAUAUAUUUAUUGGUCCUUACAUUCCCGGGCAUGUUCUUCGUUAUGAGCCACAUGCAUAAACUGAGAACUGUGAAACUGAAGCCAAAGGUUAUCAUUAAGAAGUCCAAGUAG
This is a messenger RNA of Parnassius mnemosyne (clouded apollo), 1119 nucleotides long. NCBI's taxonomy places the organism in Eukaryota, Metazoa, Arthropoda, Insecta, Lepidoptera, Papilionidae. The record is from the annotation of a GenBank genome assembly.